AUGAAUGUAUAUUGUUAAAUGGCUGGGUAUCAUCAAGGUGAAGAUGAGCCUUUAGAAUUAUUAUGUAUGAAUCCAGAAUGCAUUUCUAUGAACAAAGUUUUGAAUUGUGUUUCAUGUAUCGAGGAAAAUCAUAUAGGUCAUCAAGUGAUUCACUAUAAAAAGUUCAUUAAUCUACUGCAGAAAUAAGGGAAUAGUUUAUUAAAUGAGAUAGAAUUUAGAUUCUAGGAAUCUACAGUGUAAAAUGACUUAGUGUGCAAGUUAAAAAACUUAAUAAAAUAAUUAACAGAAUUAUCAGACAUAGUAAAUGAUGCCAUUCAUAAAUAGAAGGAUAUGUUAGAAAGGAAAUUGUAGUAUUAUGAAUGUAUGUACUUUUGUUGA
Molecule: messenger RNA, 378 nt
Organism: Paramecium tetraurelia
Lineage: Eukaryota; Ciliophora; Oligohymenophorea; Peniculida; Parameciidae
Exons: 3
Source: RefSeq, a predicted model, not a curated record